AACAGAGGAGGAGAGAAGCCGGAGGAGCAGAGCUCUCCGUCUGCCAGAGUGCGCGCGCGCUGCGCUCUGAGAGAAGUGCGCUUUUGAGUGCCUGUGGAUGAAAGUAGCGCGCAACAGGAGAUUGCCUUAAAGAAUCUCAACCUGCGCGUUUCUCCCUCUCAGAUCUGCCUUUACUCACACUAUUCUGGCUUAACCUGGCACUCAGAUUACCGUUUUCCUCCGUGCUUCAGCAAUGAAUUUGUCAACCAAUGAAAGUGACCCUUUUGCUCGGAACGAGGAGGUGGCCAAGCUGGAGAUCACGGUGUUGAGCCUGACCUUCGUCGUGGCCGUCGCGGGCAACUUCACCGUCUUGGCAGCGAUGUGCAAGACGAAGAAGAAGCCGUCACGCAUGCAUCUCUUUAUCAAGCACCUGAGCCUGGCAGACCUGGUGGUGGCUUUUUUCCAAGUGUUGCCGCAGCUCUGCUGGGAGAUCACAUUCCGCUUCUACGGGCCAGACUUCCUGUGCCGGAUUGUGAAGCACCUCCAGGUGCUGGGUAUGUUUGCAUCCACUUACAUGAUGGUGAUGAUGACGGUGGACCGCUACAUCGCUAUAUGCCACCCGCUGAAGACCUUGCAGCAGCCCACACGCCGCUCCUACGUCAUGAUCGGCAGCACGUGGCUGGGCAGCCUUGUGCUCAGCACCCCACAGUACUUUAUCUUCUCACUCAGUGAGAUCCGCAAUGGCUCAGACGUCUACGACUGCUGGGGCCACUUCAUCAAACCGUGGGGCAUCCGAGCCUACAUCACCUGGAUCACAGUGGGCAUCUUCCUUGUGCCUGUCAUCGUGCUGAUCAUAUGUUACAGCUUCAUAUGCCACAGCAUCUGGAGGAACAUCAGGUGCAAGACAAGAAAUAGGCCUACAGCGUGCAAAAGCGGGCUGAUAGGGAACAGCUCGGUGAGCAGUGUGACCACCAUAUCUAGAGCCAAACUUAAGACUGUCAAAAUGACAUUUGUCAUCGUGCUGGUGUACAUAGUGUGCUGGGCGCCGUUUUUCAUCGUGCAGAUGUGGUCGGUCUGGGAUAAGAACUUCCUUUGGGACGAUUCAGAGAACAUGGCAGUGACUCUCUCAGCCUUGCUGGCGAGCUUGAACAGCUGCUGUAACCCCUGGAUCUAUAUGAUCUUCAGUGGUCAUCUCCUUCAGGAUUUCACACACUGCUUCCCCUGCCGUCAGAAAAUACACCACAAUGACAAGAAGGAGGAUUCAGACAGCAGCUUACGGAAGGCCACUGUACUCACCAAGAUCGGCAAUCGGAGCCCCAUAUGUAGUUUAAAAGACCUUGAGCAUUCCUCUCAAUCUACUCGGCCAGAGACGUGAUGCUUUUAGAGUCACAUGUUUAUAAAGUCCUGUUGGGAACAGGGUGAUAAUUUGUGUGUAGACUAUGCAGUAAAUCUCAAGCAUAGAGAAAGCACCAUAGAUGUAAUCACCAAGCACAAGGUAGUUCUGUGCCCAUCAAAUGAGCUGGUUCAAAAUGUAUUUUGGCUCCAGUGAGCCUAUACUGCCAUUUUCAUGGCAGUACAAACUAUACAACUGAAACACAGAAAUGAAAUGACCUGCAGUUGAAAUACAUGUUUCUUGCUUUUAAAUAUGUAUAGAAAUGUACAGCAGUGGAAAAUAGAAAAAAAAUUUAUUGACUGUGAUGUAGUACUCAGUGUUCCUGGUCUUCUGAGAACUUGUUUUUUGUUUACAAGAUUACACAGUGACCUCUUGAGCCUUUUGUGCCACAAAUGAUUAUGUUUCAGUUGCUUAUAUUGAAAGCAUGAUUUGUGUUGUUAUAUGUGCCCUCUGCCCCUACAUGCUCCCCUUUCCAAUGCGUGUUCCUUCCGAGCAAAGAACACCACAUUUCUGUCUGUUAUGAUUAGAUUUUCCUCGCUUUUCCAGUCCUCAUAUCCCAUUUACUCCUACUGCAUUAUUUAUUUUUAAGUUACACAACUAACUGAUCUAACUGAACUUAACUCCUGCAACCAAGUAUGAGAUGCUGUUUACCAAUUAAUGCCAUCUUAUUAUUUUACAUAGAGAAUGUAAUUGUGGUUGUGUUAGCAAUCUUUUCAUAUUUAUCUUCCUACAUAUGGAGUUAGAUUAUUUUAGCAGUUUAACUGUGACUUUAAAAUUCAAUUCAUCUUGUUGUUUGUACAUGUGUUAAAGCCGUUGAUGAUGUACAGUUCGAUUUCUAAAUGGCAGCAAAUGAAAUGUUUUUUUGGGGGGGUCUGUAUGCCAUAUCAGAUAUUCUACAUUUGUAUGAAAUGUUUUAUCAAAGUGUAACAUUUUGACAUCAAGUAGAACAAUAUAAAAUUAAUAAUGCUGGUUGAAGUGUUGUUGAUGCAAGGUCUGUUGCCGUCCCAUGCAUAUUGAUGUUUUCAGUUGCAAAAACACAAUAAAUCACUCUUUCCUUU
This is a messenger RNA of Pangasianodon hypophthalmus (striped catfish), 2430 nucleotides long. It is a transcript of the gene avpr1aa, whose product is annotated as arginine vasopressin receptor 1Aa. Gene Ontology annotation, molecular function: vasopressin receptor activity; peptide binding. The record is from RefSeq and is a predicted model, not a curated record. Bases 233 to 1354 code for a protein of 373 amino acids. Lineage: Eukaryota; Metazoa; Chordata; Actinopteri; Siluriformes; Pangasiidae. Gene Ontology annotation, biological process: regulation of systemic arterial blood pressure by vasopressin; positive regulation of vasoconstriction; G protein-coupled receptor signaling pathway. Gene Ontology annotation, cellular component: membrane. The transcript has 2 exons.